This is a messenger RNA of Lymnaea stagnalis (great pond snail), 8300 nucleotides long. Lineage: Eukaryota; Metazoa; Mollusca; Gastropoda; Lymnaeidae. The record is from the annotation of a GenBank genome assembly.
AAAAUGUAGGAGUAGGAGGCAGGAAUGUUUUGUUCUGGUAGUGUUCGUCGCUGCAUCCAUAUACUGGCAUCUGUGCAAAGGUUGGGGGAAUAGUGUUGCUAGUUUAACAGCUCCUAGUAGGUGUCAGUGCAUAGUGUAUUGCUGUAGUAAUAGUAAUGCAGUCCAGCAGCAAGCAAUAAACGAUUGGUAAUAAGUUAUAAAGUAUAAAGUCACUUGAAUUAGCUUCUUAGACUUAGUUUACUUAGAGUAGACUUAAUAUUAGUACUUAGUUAACUUAGACUUAAUAAUAAUUAUCAUCAUCUGGCGCUACAGCCCAUGUAGGGCCCUGGCCUGCUCCACCACAGUCCACAUCCUUCCAUUCGGAGCGAUCCCUGGCUUUCCGCCUCCAUGCGCGAACCCCCAACUGAUGUAUCCAUCUCCACAUUCUCAACCAUCUCACCCUUGGCGACCGGUGAGUCGUCUGCCCCUAGUCCAUAGGAUUCUGCCUGUAUAUAACUUUUUCUGCUCUUCAUUCCGGCAUCCUUUCAAUAUCUCCUGCCCAGCGUAGUCUGCCUUUUUUUAUCAUUGUGACUUUGGGUGGGUCUUUGUACAAAUGGUAAAGUUCUUGGUUUACACGGAUUCUCCAGAUAUCAUUUUCUAUUACUGGGCCAUAUAUCUUUCGGAGGAUUUUCCUCUCCCAUGUGGUGAGCAGGUUCUCUGCUUUUCUGUUAAGGGUCCAGGUCUAACUAGCGUACAUUACUACUGGUCGUAUGAUAGUGGUAUACAUUGUCUUCUUUGUUCCCCUUGAGAGGUUUUUGCUUCCCUGUAGCUUUUGUAGGCUGAAAUAGGAACGGUUGCUUGCUGUUAUCCUUUCUUUCACCUCCGACAUUAUCUCAUUGUGCUUGUUCAUAGUUGCCCCUAGAUAUUUGAAUGUAGCCACUCUCUCAAAUUUGUGGUUGUUUAUAUUGAUGUUAUCAUCAGCAUGGGAGUUUCUUGACAUUAUCAUUUUUUUUACUUCGAUUCAUUUAUAUCAAGACCAGCUUUUGAGGCAUUUUCUGGUUCCCUGAAUGCUUUAAUUAUGUCAUUACGGUUUCUACCCAGUAGUGCUAUAUGGCCUGCAUAUGCCAGGUACUGCAAUGGUUGGCUAUAUAAGGUUUCUGAUGGUCGUUGUUAUGUAAUAUCUCUCUGGAAGUAGUUUGUUAUGGUUCCACUGGUGCUCACGUGUAUUCUUUUAAUAACUUUUUCUAGCGUGAUGUUAAACAGGACACAUGAAAGUGAGUCUUCUUGUCUGAGGCCCCGAUUAACUGGGAACUCCCUUGAGUAUUCUCCCUGCACCUUGAUUCUACUUUUGGAGUUGGCCAUUGUCAUAUACAUGAGCCGAGUAAGCUUGUUAGGGACUCCAAGUUCUUGUAGAGCACUGUAUAAAUCUGCCAGAAGUACUGAAGAUGCAAUCUUACUAUUGUUGGAAAGACUUUACCAUCACCUAGACAGUUCUAAAACAUAUGCCAGAGUGCUUUUCUUAGACUUCUAAUCAGCAUUUAACACUAUCCAACCACACCUUAUGAUAAAGAAACUUUCCUCGUUAGGUGUCAAUUUAAAUAUUGAGGCUUGGACUUAAAUACUGAACUGUUUAUCAAAUCGGCCACAAUAUGUCAAAAUAAAAAGGUAACCAAUUAUCUCUAACCAGAGAAAUAAGCACCGGGUCACCACAAGGCCGCGUUCUCUCUCCUGUACUGUAUACAAUAUAUACCAAUGAUAUAUUCAAGGCUCAAGUGACACUGUUCCAAUCUUAAAAUUUGCUGAUGAUACCAACAUUGUUGGCUUAAAUCUGAAGGAGAAGGCAUAUACCGCAACUUAGUUACAAGCUUUAUCAAUUGUUGCGCUGAAAAUUUUCUCCAGCUGAAUGUCUCAAAAAAAAAGGAAAUGGUUGUUGAUUUAAGGAGGGGAAAACACCAGAUUACAGAUCUCAACAUAAAAAAUCAAACUGUAGAGAAAGUGGAGGCAUACAAGUACUUAGGUGUCACCAUUAAUAAUAAGCUAACAUGGCAUGAGCACGGCAAAAUGCUGUAUAAGAAAUUCAACCAAAGACUGUUCUACCUCAAAAAACUGUACAAUAUCGGCGUAAACAAGCAAGCCGUUAACUUAUUCUACAGUGCAACAAUUGGAAGCCUACUUAAUUUUAGUAUUACUAUUACAUGCUGGUGUGGGAAUUCAAUGUCUGAUAUUAAAGGCCGCAUAAACCGACUAAUCAAGAAAGCUAGAAACAUAACACAAACUAAACAUCCUUCACUUGCAGAACUCCCGUUAUUUGAAGAAGGAUGUUUUUGUAAAACUAAACACAUUUUGGAUGAUGCAUCCCAUAAUCUUCAUCACAAAUACUUAGGAUCAGGCCGUUUAGGACGAAUACUUUCCAUCAGGGCGAGGACUGAAAGAUAUAAAAAUUCUUUUGUUCCCCAAUCUGUACGAAUUUACCGACGUGCUCCCUCUGAAGUCACACAUCUUAAUGAGAACUAAUAACUCCCUGAUUCAGCUAAGAGAACUCACUGAAUGGCUAUUUGAAAUAAUUUAUUAUAAAUGUCUUGUGUUCAAAUUGUUUUAUUUAUGUGCUGAAUAUGUAUAGUGCAAUCCAAAAAAUUUCCAUUUAUUUGGAUCAAUAAAAGAAUCUUAUCUUAUAAGUAAUUCCUGUUUACGCUAUCAAAUGCUGUUUUAUAAUCCACAUAUAGUUGGUGUAUGCCAAUGUUACAUUCGUAACAUUUCUCCAGGAGACAUCUUAUGGUAAAAAUAUCACCCGUGGUUGACCUAUUCUGCUGGAAUCCACAUUUGAUAGUCCCUUAGGAUCUGUUCACUAUACUUUUCCAGUUUUCUCGCCUUAAGUUUUUGAGGAUUUUGUACAUUACAUUAAGAAGGGAGAUUCCUCUAUAGUUUGAGCAGAUCAACUUAGAUCCUUUUUUGUGCAUUGGGAUUAUGAGCGCUGUGUCCCAUUCAAUUGGCAUUUCUUCCUCCUGCCAGAUUCUGGAUAUAAGGUCGUGUAUUCGCCCAUGCAGUUCGUUACCACCUAGCUUUAUCAGUUUUGCAGAGAUAAGGUCUAUUCCUGGGGCUUUGUUAUUUUUCAUGGUGGAGAUUGCAUCUUUUAUUUCAUUUAAUAUUGAUUGGUUGACCAGUGGGUCCGGUUCUCCUUGUGGCAGAGCGUAAUCCUCAUUGGUUCCUCCACCUGAGCCAUUCAGUAAGCCUUCAAAGUUCAAAGUGUUGUGCCCAUCUCUCUAGUACUCUUCUACUCUCUGUGAUCAAUUCUACAUCCGUACUUUCACACAUGUGGGAUCUUGCUUGAAAGCCAUUAUUUUCCUGCUUUAUCUUCAGGUACAUUCUCCUCACAUCUCUUUCUUUUGCCAACUCUUCUAUCUCUGCUAUUUUUUAUUUUUCCCAAACACGUAUUUUCUUUAUGCAAAUUUUGCUGGCCACCCUUCUUGUUUCAUUAUAUAAUUUCCGUGUUCUUCUUGUCUCCCUUUGCAGCAUCAUUAGCCGAGCUUUGUUUCUUUGUUCUAUAAGUUCUUUGCAUUCUGCGUCAUACCAUCCUUUUCUUUUCACUGCCGGUUUAAAUCCAAUCGUUUCCUCUGUUACACUUUUAACUAUUUGCUUCAUCUUUUCCCAUUGCUGAUUUGUAUCAACGUUGCUGGCUGAUUCUCUUCUGGAUAAUUCUAGUUGAGUUUCAAUCUUCUGUUGAUAUUCCUCAGUAAUUUUUGGAUCCCUACUCAAUUUCUGAAUAUUGUACUGUUUUUCUCUUUUAUUUUGUUUAUUGUGGAUGUUACAAAUUCUUUGUUUAUAUUUGAUUCAGACUUAUUAAUUAGGCUUAGCUUAACUAGGACUAGGGGCGGGCAGGUGGCAGUGGUGACUACCUUACUAAUAAUACACUCACACUGUACACUAUAAAAUGGACUAUAUCACUAUACUUUAAAACUUAGAUAGAUUCUUAAAUAACAAUAACCUUGUCCUUAGCACUACAUAGUCUAUUAUAGUCUAUAGUAUAGUAACAUAGGCUGUACUACUGUAUAAUACAGUAUUCAGUUAUUAUUAGUAAUUAGUAAGAAUUAAAAAGUAAUUAUACUUCUGCCUACUUUAAAUUAAAGACAUAACUCUAAGCUAGAAUAUAGUGGAUCACAUAUUAUAUAUAUAUAUAUAUAUAUGCCUAAGCGGCCCAAAAUAACUCAAUAUAAUAUUAGGCUAUAUUUAUUUAUCGGUAAUAUUAAUUAUAAUAUAUUAGAUUAAUGUUUUCGUAUUUAUUUUUAUAAUAUUUAUCUAUUUAUUCUGCCAGAGAUUGAGUGAAUCAGCCUAAACUAGUACUUCCUGACUGAGACUGAGCCUUUUCAUCGAAAUACUUAUGGCUGAUACUGAUAUAAAUCAGAUUAUUUCAGAAGCAAAAGUGGACAAUUUGUUUAAAGUGGUUGUUAAUGGACGCCAAAAAUAUAUUUGCUCCACCAGAAACAAUGGAAAAUCUCUUGUUUUUCAAGUAACUGAUGGUGUAGAUGUAUGGUUACUGGACUUGGAUGAGGAUGGACUCAAAGCUCAUAGUGAAACUGGAUCAAUUGCUGUCUUCCUACUGAAAAUUCAGUAAACUGUUUUGUCCUGCUUUUUGCUUUUUUAAAUUAUAGUUUAUUAACUUUAUGAGUAAAUAUUAAUAGAGAUGCUAUUCUCAGACUGCGGCUAAUCAAAGCCAUUUUGGAGGCUCACAUCCACAAUAUUCAUAUUACAUUUAAUUUAGCUUCAUCUACAUGUCAUAUAUAAAAAUGAAUGUAUGUAUGUCCUGUUUGCGAUCCUAUACCAUUCAUGUGAUUGCAAUAAAACUUUGGUGAGUUAUUGUCCACAAGCCAGCAAAUUUUUCUGAGACAUUACAACCCUUUUAAAAUAUUCCAUUUUGGAUAGUUGGGUUUAAAUUUGUUUUUUUUCUAAUAUGAGCUAUGUAAAUAUAAUUUCCGUGUGCACUCCUAUGCUAAUUAUCCGAUUGCGAUAAAACUUUAGUGAGUUGUUGUGCACACGCCCACAAAGUUUUCUGAAUUAGUACAACCAUUUUACAAUAUUCCUUUUAGGGCUGGGGGACCAAAAUUCGUUUUUUUUAUAUGAGUUCUAUAAAUAUAAUUAUUAUUUCAAAUGAAGCUAUUGCUUCGGUGGAUUUAAUUUAAUCAAAUACAAAUAAAGACAUUUCAGUUUGUGUGUAACAUAUUAAGUAGGUUUCUGAAUAUAGUAAAACUAUGUUAAUAUAUUCCAUUUGGGGCCUGGGCCCUAAAUUCAUUUUUUUUAUUAUAUGAGCAUAAUUUCAAACAGAGCUAUUGCAUGGGUGGAUCACUCACUACAAGUGUGUGGUCAAACGUUUGAAAAUCUAUGCUUCUCACAUGGACAGCUGUAUGUGGCCUGCUCAUGGAUCGAAAAACCCACCAGUAACAGAAACAUUGCAAAUCCCAUCUACAUGCAUAGGAGCCAAAAUGAUCAAUAAAUUGAUCGUGGGCCCUUAAGAUAUAGAAGAAGAAGAUUUGUGUACGCACAAUACGGAAAAACAAAAAAAAUAUUAUCAAUAUAAAAAGUACUGCAAAAAACAUUAUUAAAACAAAACACCUUCUUUCUUAGGGUGGCAUUGCAAACGCAUGCCGGGUACUUGCUAGUUUGAAAUAAAAAAAGAAUUUUUAAUGGAAACAUUUUGCAGUUGUGUGCAGGCGGGUAGGAAUAAAACUUGAUUUAAAUCAUUGUUACGAUUUUGUCUCUUGUGUGCUCUUUGUGCUUUUUUAUUUUAUUUAAAAUACUGGUACUGAAAAUGUGAUGCAUAUAAAUAUUUUUUAAAAACGUUAACUUAUAACUUAUUAACUUUUUUUAUUAAAAUUUAUAUACCGGUAAACAAAAUUUAAAAAUAAAAUUUAGUUCAAGGAAUAAAAUAAUGGUGUGCCCAAGAUAAACCCAGUUAUAAUGGACCAUGCAAAGAGCUGAAAAUCUUAAGAAUCAAACGAUUUAAGUAAAUGAAGAAUUUAGGGUGCUUGACAUCAUUUAUUGAUGGCUUUUUAUAAUCCAAAUAAGUCUCCCAGCUAAAAAUGACAAAUUGACACCCAACCCCCCUACAAAAAAAUCUACAGUGCCUAUGCCCCAGAAAUGAGUAAUGUUUUUUUUUUUCCAUAUUUAUCCUGGCAGUUGUAGUUGUAACAUAACUAGUAAGUAAGACAACAUCUAUUUUUUGUGAGGACACUUCAGAAAUUUUUUAAGCCAACACAAACUGAGCUGCUCUCUUACAUUUACAACUUCAGUGAAAUUAGUGUUUUUAAAGUAAAUAUUGGAAUGAGAUACAAUAAACAACAGAUAAAUUUAAAUUAAAAAAUAAUUAUGUUUUCAAAGAUCUCAAUAGAUUAUAUGUAGCUCAAUGUUCAGAACAAGAAGCACACUAUCACUGCUGUAUUGUAAUGUCUGCUGAAGAAAGAAUUUAGCCAAAACAUCGGCUUAAUUGUCUUGUCUUUUAUUUUCAGACCUAAACAUAUAUUAACUCCACUAUUUAUUUACUUCACAUAGCUUGAACACAGACCCUCAUAUAUUAUCCUUCAGUUGUUGUUUUUUUAAACUCAGAGUUCAACUUCUCCUUUAACCAUUCAACAACUUAAUACACACUCUUUUUUUUAAAGUAUAUUUUUGUUCUAUAUGUUGUUAUUUUUAAAUAGUCAAAUUAUGUUUCAAACUUUUGUUUUACAGCAAUGGAUUUUUAACAGGGGAAAUUUCCAUUGGGCGCAUUGGUACAAAAGUGACAUUAUCACUUGGAAAGGAUAGCUCAGUUAUAAAUCUUGAACUUUACGAAGCAAUGGCAGCAGAAAAAAAAAAUGAAUUGCAGUCUCUUCUCUACAUGAUGGCAGAAGAUCUUGCAAAAGUGAAAUCAGAGCUAUCUUUGGCAAAGGAGCAACUGCUUAAUACACAGAAAUCUUCCAAUAGUGGCUUGGGACUUGUGGACUUGAGUCCAAAGAAAACUGCUGGUAGAACCAAGGUGAAGAAAGUUGGAAUGAGUGCAGUAAACCCUUUUAGUCGGAAGCGUAAAGCUGCUACAGGUGUUGUGUUUGAAGAGAAAUAAGCCUUUUCCUUGAAAUCUGCCAUCUUUUACACUAAUUAUGUCUUAAAGUGAAUUGUAGGUUUCAGGAGAUUGGUUUUUAUUAUCUACCGUACUUAAAGGAAUCAUUGAUGGAAAACACAAUACUUUUUAAUGUAGUCCUCACUCCCUUUUAAUAGUAUAAUGGUAGUAAUUAAUAGUUUAAGCAUUCUUCAUUCAAGCUUUUUAAAUUGUAUUUUUUACUCUAACUUGCUGCAACUUAAUUUAAACUUACACAGUUUUAAAAUUAAUAAAUAUUUCACUCUUUGAUUUUUAGAUAAGCACUUUUGUAAAUGUUUCAAGGGGCCCUAAUGGAAACAUAAAAUAACUUUUUUUAUAUAAUCUAUGUAUUCCUGACUCAAUAGAAUGAAAUGAAAGCAGCGACAUCUGUGGAGGUAGGAUGAUAAAAACAAAAAUAACUUUUUAGUGGCUUUUGUAACGAGUCUCUACGAUAUAUAACUGCACAAAUAAAAUGCAGGCCAUUUCCAAAUUUAACCAAAAAUAUAUGUUUCAUGGUAAAAGGUUUGGAUCAGUCAUGUAGCAGAUUUGUUUAUAAUGUAUUUUGUCUUUGGUUUCGAGCAUAAAUAUAUUUUACAAAUUCACUUAAAAUGGUGAUACUUUCUUGUUUAAAUCAGAUUUUUUUCAAUACCCAGUAAUGAUCAGAAUGAUCAUGGUGUCAGUUUUCAUAAUGAUCAAAGUUUUGGCUGAUUGUCCACAGUUGUUAUUGACAGUUCUAAUUGUCAACAGUGCUGAUUGUCUACAGUGAUUGUUUACAGUACUGAGUAUCCACUGUGGUUGUUUACAGUGCUGAAUGUCUACAGUGCUGUUUGCCUGCAGUGCUGAUUGUCCUCAGUACUUGUCUGAAGUGCUAGUUGAAGUUUUGUUAAAGCCUUCAUUGUUGGUUUAUCUUGUAACAGUUCAAUGUUUUACUUGAUACCUGUAAACCUUUAAUAUGCUCUACUACAAUCCAUCAAUACCUGUAAACCUUAAUGUGCUCUACUACAAUCCAUCAAUUACUGUGUUUAGACUUUUUGAGUGCUGAGGUUUUCACCAUUUGUAACCUUAAGUUAUCACACGUAUAAUUCUGGUAUGUCUGUUAUUUAUUAAUGUUAUUGAAACAAGUAUAAAUUGCAUUCGGUGUAAUGGAGGGUACCUCUUUAUUAGCUUGUUGCCUUGAUCUCUGUUAUAGAUUAUAUUAUAUAUAGUAUAAACCAAUUGU